This is a messenger RNA of Lampris incognitus (smalleye Pacific opah), 571 nucleotides long. It is a transcript of the gene ndufc2, whose product is annotated as NADH:ubiquinone oxidoreductase subunit C2. The record is from RefSeq and is a predicted model, not a curated record. NCBI's taxonomy places the organism in Eukaryota, Metazoa, Chordata, Actinopteri, Lampriformes, Lampridae. Bases 93 to 425 code for a protein of 110 amino acids. The transcript is spliced from 3 exons. Gene Ontology annotation, cellular component: mitochondrial inner membrane. Gene Ontology annotation, biological process: mitochondrial electron transport, NADH to ubiquinone.
UGUGACACAUUGUGCCCUUGACUUCCUAUGAGAGGUGAUCGCUAGGUGGUGGGGGAGUUGAGUACGUUUGCGGAUUGGGAAAUAACGUCGCUAUGGGCUUGCUACCCGACGAGGCAAAGGGUCUCGAACCUCCGGGGAUCGUGAACAGGAACUCCGUGGCGCUGGCUUUCAUGGGCUGGAGCACUGCAAUGCUGCAGAACGCCAUCGUACGGAAACCGGCGUUGGGAUCAGGUGUUCAUCGACAGUUGUUGUUUGCAACAAUUGGGUGGUUUAUUGGUUACCACAUUACUAAAUAUGAAAAUUAUACCUAUGCCAGACUUGACCGGGAUAUGAACGAGUAUAUGAAACGGCACCCAGAGGAUUUUCCAGUAAAAGAAAAAAAGACCUUUGCAGAGAUUGUCGAGCCCUUCUGUCCUGUCCGCUAAAUGUAGGCGUCUGGCAAGAGGGAAUGAGAGAGACCAGGAGAGAACAUUUUUGCAGACUUCCAUCUGUCUGCUUUGUCCUUUUUUGCAAAUGCAUCCUGUCACAUGUGUGAAAUAUAUGUUAAGUAUAUAAUAAAAUGUGAAAAAGA